Molecule: messenger RNA, 666 nt
Organism: Menidia menidia (Atlantic silverside)
Lineage: Eukaryota; Metazoa; Chordata; Actinopteri; Atheriniformes; Atherinopsidae
Source: the annotation of a GenBank genome assembly
CGUGCGUUUAAGCGCCAGUGCACGGAGGAUGGCACCUGGCUGGAAGGGGCAUGUGAACCGGUGACUUGUGAUCCUCCCCCUGCCGUCUUUCAUGGCUCCUACUACUGCACUGAUGGCUUCCGCUUUGACAGUGUCUGCCGACUCAAUUGCUCCAAUCCUGCUAGUAAAACCGCUCCCGCGGCCACAGGAGGCUCUGCCCAUACGGUGAGGCUGCUGAACGCUCCAUGCAAGCAGGGUUCAGGGUCUAAUGCAAUCCGCUGUAGGAAGGAUGGAAAUUGGACAGGGUCAUUCCGCCUAUGCUCAUACAGCAAAGGCCAGUGUUCUUUACCUCAGAACCUCCAUCAUGGCCUACAUUACUCAUGCAAGCGAGGACACAGCAUAGGUGAAGAGUGUGAGCUGACAUGCCGAGAGGUUGGCGGCGAAGUGGUGAUUCUCCCUAGCAACAUGACAGCAGAGAACAUAGUCAAGGAGCAUUGGAGAAACCCACAUAAAGUCAAGAGUAUAGUCUGUACAAUGGGACUGAAAUGGUAUCCACCCCCAGAACAGCUCCACUGCAUCAAAGGAUGUGAGCCAUUCAUUGGAGACAACUACUGUGAUUCAGUCAACAAUAGAGCCUUCUGUAACUAUGAUGGAGGAGAUUGCUGCCAAUCUACUGUCAAGACCAAG